Messenger RNA from Corythoichthys intestinalis (scribbled pipefish), 3442 nucleotides. RefSeq names its product DnaJ (Hsp40) homolog, subfamily C, member 27 (gene dnajc27). The coding region runs from base 291 to 1112 and encodes 273 amino acids. The transcript has 7 exons. Lineage: Eukaryota; Metazoa; Chordata; Actinopteri; Syngnathiformes; Syngnathidae. Gene Ontology annotation, biological process: phagosome-lysosome fusion; vesicle-mediated transport. The record is from RefSeq and is a predicted model, not a curated record. Gene Ontology annotation, molecular function: GTPase activity; GTP binding. Gene Ontology annotation, cellular component: trans-Golgi network; late endosome; lysosome.
ACAUCAGCGAACACAGUAGCUUUUGGCGCAUUAGCGGUAUGGCGCUAGCUCGUACUCUCUCUGUGUUUAUGCUGCCCAGGACGACAACAGUUCACCAAAUCAUGUCUUUUACGCCCAUCCUUUUUAUAUUUACUCAUGACAAUUAAUACAACGUGACUGCCCUAAAGAUUUGUUCACGCGCUGCGUUCAUGGCUCGUGCUAAAUGUUAGUGUACGCCAUUAGGGUGUGUUGUUAUAUCGUCUCCUUCAUUGUUUCCUUCCAAAGUUUUGAUUUUUCAAAGGAUUCCAAAAAUGGAAACGAGCGUGCCGAAGAGAAGAGAAAACAAGAAGCCGCUCCGCGUGAAGGUAAUAAGUCUCGGGAAUGCUGAAGUCGGGAAGAGUUGCAUCAUUAAACGUUACUGUGAGAAGAGGUUUGUUCCCAAGUACUUGGCCACUAUCGGUAUUGAUUACGGCGUCACCAAGGUGCAAGUACGCGACAGAGAAAUCAAAGUCAAUAUCUUCGACAUGGCUGGCCAUCCAUUCUUUUACGAAGUGCGAAAUGAAUUCUACAAGGACAGCCAGGGUGUGCUGCUGGUGUACGAUGUCGGUCUCCGGGAGAGUUUCGACGCCCUGGACAGCUGGCUGGGUGAGAUGAAACAGGAAAUGGGCUCUCAAGCUAACAUGGACAGCAUCGUGUUCGUGGUCUGUGCAAACAAGGUGGACCUGUCGAAACGGCGAGUGGUGGACGAGGGGGAGGGUCGUCUGUGGGCAGAGUCCCGGGGGUUUCAUUACUUUGAGACGUCAGCGCAAAGUGGAGAGGGUAUCAACGAGAUGUUCCAGGCCUUCUUUUCUUCCAUCACUGACAUGUGUGAGAACGGUGGGAAACGCCCUGUUUCCGAGGUCAGCGUAGGCUUCACCAAAGAGCAAGCUGACACGAUCAGACGUAUCAGAAACAGCAAAGACUCCUGGGAUAUGCUUGGGGUCAAACCCGGUGCCACACGGGAGGAAGUCAACAAGGCAUACAGGAAACUGGCGGUUCUUUUGCACCCAGACAAAUGCGUGGCCCCCGGUAGCGAAGAUGCAUUUAAGGCGGUUGUGAACGCACGCACCUCACUGCUGAAGAACAUCAAAUAAUGCCAAGCCACAUAACACAUCCAAUUUCACAGUUCUGUAUUUAUCAGCUCUUUGUGUUCCACCUCUUAUGUGCCAUGUUACUCUGUCAACAACAAUUUACAGUAUUUCUGGGUGCGUGCACAUUUGUGUGUGGAGGCGCUCACAUAUAAAUCUCUCGGUUAAGUAGGAUUUAACGUGGAGGAAAACGUGUGUGUGUGUUUUUUUUUUUUUUUUUUUUUAAGGUGUUCGUCAUUUCUUUUUGUAAUUUUAGCAUGUUUGUGAGCAUGGUGCAGCCACUUGUGUCAGCCAAAACAGGUCAGUGUUGAAUUUGAUUGUGUCUUAAUGUCUGGAAGAUUACGAACAUGUAUAGGUCAUUUAUACUAAAUUAUUAUAAUUUAUUAUAAAGUAUUUGGAUAUUGACGUGGAUUAAACUCUACCUCCGAAAUGUGUUUGAAUUCUGAUUAAAUGAAAAAGCAUCACUUUGCCUUGCUAAUGGUGCACGUUUCUAUGUAAAUGUGAUGUAUGACCCCCCCCCCCACACACACACACACACACAAACACAUUUACAGUAAGUCAUUUCCCAGCUGUCUUAAAAAAACAAGCCUAUACUGUUUUCAAUAAAAUAGUCUAAAACAUUUGAAUCCCAAAAUGUAACCUUUUUGAAGGAACAAUUGUUUCCCAUAAAAGAGCAACGUCUUAAUGUGUGGGGGGAAAAAAUAACGGUGGGCAGAUUUAGUGGCCCUAAGUUUUUACUUGUCCAGCCAUAGGGGGGGGUCCCUUUAAAACAAAAGCAUUUUCACUCGCUAAGAUGGCACUUCACACAGUACACCUUUUAUAACUUAAUGUACCUUUUCAUUCGGACGUCACAUAUUCGCAAAAACAUUGCUGUAUCCACUAGCAAACAAACCCUUUCAUGUCAUUAAACCAAGGCAGAGUGAGAAAGCAGGGUAAAUGACGAAGGAUUAUUUUAGUCUUGUGUACCACUGUAGUUUCUGUGUAUGAAGUGACAGCCAAGGUAGUAGGGCUGCAACUAACAGUUAUUUUAUCAUCGAUUAAUUAUUAAUCGAUUAAUCGGAUAAAUGUCACUUUUUUCAAUUACCUUCACAAUUGGCGUGUCGAGUCACAAUGAAGACAAAAUGGAUGACUUUUUCAUAAAAAAUAAAAAUUAAAGCUUCAUGACUUGACUGUACUGUAGUCUGCUACAGUACAUAAAAGUUAAGAUUUUAAUAAAAGCUCAGAGUCUAUUUUAGUACGCAAAUCAGACAAAAGUCCUGUUCAUUCAAAUAAGAAAAGUGCUGCUGACUCACAUUUUCUCCAUUGUGGGCAAAGCGCUGAUAUAAAUUGUGUCAAUGACUCAUUUAUUUUCUUUAAACAAACCAAACAACAACAUCCAAUAAGGAGGAAGCAGACUGUAAUGAAUCAGUUGUCCUUAUAAAACAGUUGUUCAUAAAUACAAUUCAAAUCCAAUCUCAAAGCAGAGUCUCUAGACAAUUUCCAGUUUGAGUUUGUGUUGAAAAGAAACUCUCUAAGAUGUCAUAUGAAUGGGUUUAUGUGUGUUGUUUAUUUAUAAAAAGAAACGAAUUAAAUGAAUUGUUACUAUCUAACAAUAACUCAAGUGGUGAUACAAAACACAAUACGAAUGGACAUUUAAGACACUAAUUAGCAUGAUCGCUAACUAUUUUAUCACUCCGUGCUAAGUAGUAAAGUCUCAUCAACAAUGAAUACAAACAAUACAACUGCCUUCAUUUACUCACUCUGCUGGAGGCAUACUGGAUCUAACAACAAAAAAGACAAUCUAACUCUCAACAAGUCGUAAUAUUAUUGAUUCAGCAACCCAGCAGCAGCAGUUGCAGCAGUGAACUCUCUCUCGCUCUAAUCAUGGGCGCAGCCUCUCAUUACACGGAAACAAGGACCCACACGGGACUGCUCAUACAGUAGCUGCCGGCAAAAAUCAAUUAUCAAAUUAGUUGGUAACUAAUUUAUUAAUCGAUAACGGAUAGUUGUUGCAGCCUCACACAAUUUUCCUUCACCUUUGUUGAAAUCCCCAUAAUCAUUAAUCAUCCAUAUCAACAAAUUAGUGUAAAAACUAACAUGACAAAAAACACAGUAUAAAUAUUAUUGAUAAAGAAUAUAUUUUAUGGAUUAUUCGACCAAUGGCCAUCUUUCAGCAGUGUUGCCAAAAAUGACUGCAAAUUGUCAAUGAUGUACAAUUGUUCAAAGGUAUUUGUGUCACUGUAUAUCUGUGAAAAAUGCAUGACUGAAGUUGUGCUCACACGUGUUUUAUAGACAUACUUUAAUGAAGAAAAUAAAAGCUUUGAAAGUCAAGGAAUGGAUGAAAGUUUUCAUUCUGU